Molecule: messenger RNA, 3096 nt
Organism: Strongyloides ratti
Lineage: Eukaryota; Metazoa; Nematoda; Chromadorea; Rhabditida; Strongyloididae
Product: RNA polymerase-associated protein Ctr9 homolog
Exons: 3
Coding region: 1-3096 (1031 amino acids)
Biological process (GO): regulation of DNA-templated transcription
Cellular component (GO): Cdc73/Paf1 complex
Molecular function (GO): RNA polymerase II complex binding
Source: RefSeq, a predicted model, not a curated record
AUGACAGAAACAGUUUUAAAUGGAAGUGGUUUAGUAAUUCCUAAACGUUAUGGUGGUGGUGUUAUUGAAUAUACUACUUCAACAUUACCUGAAGUAGAUAUUAUCAUUUCUGAAUUAUUAGGAGAACAUUGUAGAAUAUCUCUUUGGUAUGAUUUUGCACUAGCAUAUUAUCGUCAAAAAAGGUUUGAUGAUUUCCAAGCAAUUCUUGAGAAAGGUAUAGAAUAUGGACAGAAGGAACACGACGGUACAAGUACCGAUAUAUUAAAAUUAUAUGAUGCACUUGCUUCUUAUCAAAUUUUAUGUGGUUGUAAAGAAACAGAAAAAGUAAAGAAAGCACAACAUUUUUCAAAAGCUACUACUUAUUUCAAUGCCGGAGAUAAAAUUCUUAUGUUUGAUCAGGAUCAUUUACUUGGACGUGCUUAUUUUUGUUUGUAUGAAGGUCUUAAAAUGGAUCAAGCUGAAGCACAGUUCAAAUUUGUAAUUAAUACAAAUGAGAAGAAUGUUCCUGCUAUUUUAGGAUAUGCUUGUGUACUUUAUAAUAAAAAAGAGUAUAAAAAAUCUCUUGAAAUGUAUAAAAAAGUACUUAAAAUGUGUCCUAAUUCUCCACCAUAUGUACGUUUGGGUAUUGGUUAUUGUUUACAUAAAUUAGGAUAUAUUGAGAAAGCGAGAGUUGCUUUUGAAAGAGUGUUAGAACUUGAAGAAAAUAAUAGUUAUGCACUAACUGCUUUAGCUGUACUUGAUUUUAAUAAAAACACUCUUGAAUCAACAAGUGCUGCUGCUAAAAGACUAGUUAGAUCAUGGAAAGAAGAUAGUAAAAAUUCUGUUACUGCACUAGAAAUGGCAAACUUUUUAUUUUUAAGAACUGAUUAUGCAAAAAGUGAAAAAUAUGCUAAUAUAGCAUUACAUUUAAUAGAAUCUCCACGUUUAAAGGCUGAAGGUCACUACAUGGUUGGAAGAUGCUUACACCAAAAAGGUGAAACUGAUCUUGCUAUUCGACACUACAAUAUUGCUAUAAAUUCAUGUGGUUCAAAAUAUUUACAACCAUUAUUUGGUUUAGGACAAUUAUUUGUAAAAAAUAAAGAAUUUGAAAAAGCAAUAGAUUGUUUUGAAAAAGUUUUAGUUGAUGCACCAAAUGAUAUUAAUACAAAAAAAGCUUUAAUUAUGAUGUAUAUAAGGUGUCCAGGAAAAAACUUUGAUAUGAAAAAUAAACGUACAUCUUCAGCUAAAAAAUUUUUUUCUGAAUUAUUAACAGGUGAUAAUCUUUUUGAUGCUACAUUAGUUGCUGAACAUGCACGAUUUCUCGAGAAAACAAAUAUUAGUCUUGCAUUAAAAGAAAUUGCUAGAAUAGUUGACAUGUAUAAGGAAAAUGGAAAUGGAGUUAUACCAAUUGAAUUAUACAACAAUUUAGGUGUAUAUUUAUACAUGAAUAAAAUAUACAUUGAAGCUAAUUCUGUCUUUUCUGAGUGUCUAAAUAGACUUGAUAAGGAACGAUCGAAAGAUACAUACUAUGCUAACAAUUUAGAAUUAACAUUAACUUUUAAUUUAGCAAGAACAAAAGAAGAAUUAGGAUAUUGUAAUGAUGCUAUUGAAUUGUAUAAAUGUUUAUUAAAAUGGAAACCAAAUUAUUAUGAAGCUACUUUAAGGUUAGGUAGAAUUGCUCAAAAAAGAGGUGAUUCUAGAAUUGCAUCUAAAUAUUAUGAAGAAGUCAUUAGUAGAGAUUCUAAAAAUGUCGAAGCAUUGACUUUAUUAGGAUGUCUUUAUAUGGAAAGAAAAGACUAUAAACAAGCACAAAAAAAAUUUGAAGAUAUUAUUAAAUUACCAGAACAUAAAUCUAAUGCUUUUGCAUGUUUUGCUCUUGGAAAUAUUUGGUUAGAACAACUUUGUAUUCCAAAUAGGAAUAAAGAAAAAGAUGAACAACAUGUUAUGAGAGCAUUUGAGAUGUAUUCUAAAGUUUUACGAUAUCAUCCAAAGAAUGUUUAUGCAGCUAAUUGUAUAGCUAUUUUGCUUGCUUUUAAUGGUAAUUAUGAAGAAGCAAGAGAAUGUUUUGCAGAAGUUCGUGAAAAUUUAUUUGAUAAAAAAGAUGCUUGGUUAAAUUUAGCACAUGUUUAUGCUGCUAUUGAAAAAUUUGGCCUCAAUAACGAUUGUGAUGUCUUGAUGUCUCUUGCUCGUAUUUUUUGGAAAAAUGAUGAUUAUAAUAAUGCUAAAGAGUACAUGAUUCAAGCAGUUAAUGCUGAUUGUUGUAAUUUUUAUGCUAGAUAUAAUUUAGCUAAAAUUUAUAUGAAAAUUGGUUUAAAAAUAAUGGAAUCUACAAAAUCAUCACUAACUGAUUUAGAUAAUGCAAUUGGUUAUUUUACUGAAGCUAGAGAUGUUUAUAAUGUAAUAUACCAAUUAUUAAAUAAUAAUGAAAUGAAAUAUAAAUGGAGAUAUAUAAAUAGAGAUAUGGCAAAAGAAGAAUCUUCAAAGUGUGAAGAUUAUUUAAUUCAAGCAAAUUUGUCAAGAACAAAAGCUAUUGAAUUUGAAAGAGAAAAAGAGGAAUGUAAAAUAAAACAAAAAGAGAUGAUGCUAAAAUUGGAGGAAGAAAGAAUAGCUGAGAAAAAAAAUAAAGAAGAAAAGGACCUUGAAAGACUUAAAAGACUAAGGGAACUUCGUAAUGAAUAUCUUAAUAUGACAAAGGAUGCUCUCAAAAUUCCAACUGUAGAAGAAAAGAGAAAAUCUAGUAGUAAAAAGGAAGGAGGUAGUAGAAGGAAGAAGAGUGAUGUUAACGAUGGAUUUAUUGUUUCUGAAGAAGAAUUUGAGGAAGAGAAUAGGCGACGAAAACAGAAAAGAAAAGGUAAGAAAAACCGUAGGGAACAAGAAUCUCAAAUUGAAAAUAGUGAAAGUGAUAAUGAAGAAAAGAAACAGGAAGAUGAAGAAGAUAUAAAUAAUAAACAAAAAGGGAAAUACAAAAGUAAAGCUUACAUUUCGUCAGACUCAGACUCUUCAGAAAACGAGAAAAAAGAGGAAGAGGGUAAGAGAGAAUCUCUUUCACCUCCUGUACCAACAUAUACUGGAAUAAGUUCUGAUUCUGAUGAUUCAACUAAUUCAUCAUCCAAUUAA